Messenger RNA from Physeter macrocephalus (sperm whale), 13877 nucleotides. It is a transcript of the gene FAT3, whose product is annotated as FAT atypical cadherin 3. The record is from RefSeq and is a predicted model, not a curated record. Bases 1 to 13839 code for a protein of 4612 amino acids. Gene Ontology annotation, molecular function: calcium ion binding; cadherin binding. NCBI's taxonomy places the organism in Eukaryota, Metazoa, Chordata, Mammalia, Artiodactyla, Physeteridae. Gene Ontology annotation, cellular component: cell-cell junction; plasma membrane; catenin complex. Gene Ontology annotation, biological process: homophilic cell-cell adhesion. The transcript is spliced from 28 exons.
AUGGAUAUGACUAUGGGGUACUGUGUAGGUACACGGCCUCCCUCUUGCCUCAUCCUCCUGCUUCUCAAGCUUUUGGCCACUGUCUCUCAGGGGCUGCCGGGGACCGGGCCCCUUGGUUUCCACUUCACACAUUCCAUUUAUAAUGCUACCGUGUAUGAGAACUCGGCAGCAAGGACCUACGUCAACAGCCAGAGUAGAAUGGGCAUCACCUUGAUAGAUCUGUCCUGGGACAUCAAAUACAGAAUAGUGUCUGGAGAUGAAGAAGGCUUUUUCAAAGCAGAGGAAGUCAUCAUUGCAGAUUUCUGUUUUCUCAGAAUAAGAACUAAAGGUGGCAAUUCUGCCAUAUUGAAUAGGGAAAUUCAGGACAAUUAUUUAUUGAUAGUAAAAGGUUCUGUUCGAGGAGAAGAUUUGGAAGCAUGGACUAAAGUGAGCGUACAGGUUUUAGAUAUGAAUGAUCUGAGACCCUUAUUUUCACCCACAACCUACUCUGUUACAAUCACAGAAAGCACACCUUUAAGGACUAGUGUUGCCCAGGUGACAGCAACAGAUGCAGAUAUCGGUUCCAAUGGAGAAUUCUACUACUACUUUAAGAACAAAGUUGAUCUCUUUUCAGUUCACCCCACGAGUGGUGUCAUCUCUUUAAGUGGACGAUUAAAUUAUGAUGAAAAGAAUAGGUAUGAUCUGGAAAUUUUGGCUGUGGACCGGGGGAUGAAGCUCUAUGGAAACAAUGGAGUGAGCAGUACUGCAAAGCUUUACGUUCACGUUGAACGAAUUAAUGAGCACGCUCCAACUCUCCACGUGGUCACUCAUGUUCCUUUCUCACUGGACAAAGAGCCCAUAUAUGCGCUGGUGACAGUGGAUGACCUAGAUGAAGGAGCCAAUGGAGAGAUUGAGUCUGUUUCCAUUGUGGCUGGGGAUCCUUUAGAUCAGUUCUUCCUGGCUAAGGAAGGAAAGUGGAUGAAUGAGUACAGGAUUAAGGAGAAGAAGCAGGUAGACUGGGAGAGCUUUCCCUAUGGCUACAAUCUCACUCUUCAAGCCAAAGACAAGGGGUCACCUCAGAAAUUUUCAGCAGUAAAGAUAGUCCACAUUGCCAACCCCAAAAGAGACACUGUCCCAGUUAGGUUUGAAAAAGAAAAGUACGAUGUGAGCAUUAGUGAAUUUUCCCCUCCUGGUGUCGUGGUUGCUAUAGUAAAAUUAAGUCCCGAACCUCUAGAUGUGGAAUACAAAUUAUCCCCUGGAGAGGAUGCACAGUACUUCAAAAUUAAUCCUCGGUCAGGUCUGAUCGUCACAGCACAGGCACUGAAUACCAUUAAGAAGGAGGUUUAUAAACUGGGGGUGACAAAUAAAGAAGGAGAUUUAAAAGCACAAGUCACCAUCAGCAUAGAAGAUGCGAAUGAUCACACCCCAGAAUUUCAGCAGCCACUGUAUGAUGCUUUUGUGAAUGAAAGUGUUCCAGCGGGAACAAGCGUUUUGACAGUUUCAGCUUCUGAUAAGGAUAAAGGAGAAAAUGGGUACAUCACCUAUAGUAUUGCCAGCUUGAAUUUGUUGCCAUUUGCCAUUAACCAGUUUACAGGUGUUAUUAGCACAACUGAAGAAUUGGAUUUUGAAUCCUCGCCAGAAACAUACAGGUUCAUCGUCAGAGCCUCUGACUGGGGUUCGCCGUACCGCCAUGAAAGUGAGGUCAAUGUGACUAUUCGAAUAGGAAAUGUCAAUGACAACAGCCCUCUCUUUGAAAAAGUGGCUUGCCAGGGAAUUAUUUCCUAUGACUUUCCAGUUGGGGGCCAUAUUACAGCUGUCUCAGCGAUCGAUAUCGAUGAACUGGAACUUGUAAAGUACAAAAUCAUCUCUGGAAAUGAACUUGGUUUCUUUUAUUUAAACCCAGACUCUGGUGUUUUGCAGCUUAAAAAGUCACUGAUGAAUCCUGGCAUUAAAAAUGGAAAUUUUGCCCUUAGGAUUACAGCCACCGAUGGGGAGAAUUUUGCGGACCCUAUGUCUGUUAACAUUUCAGUCCUGCAUGGGAAGGUGUCUUCAAAGAACUUCAGUUGCCGAGAAACUCGUGUGGCUCAGAAGCUGGCAGAGAAACUACUCAUUAAGGCCAAAGCAAAUGGGAAGCUGAAUCUGGAAGAUGGAUUUCUUGACUUUUAUUCAGUUAAUAGGCAGGGGCCACAUUUUGACAAGUCAUUUCCUUCUGAUGUGGCCGUGAAGGAGAACCUGCCAGUUGGUGCUAACAUCCUGAAGAUUAAAGCCUAUGAUGCCGACUCUGGCUUCAAUGGAAAGGUGCUAUUUACAAUAUCCGAUGGGAAUACGGAUAGUUGUUUUAAUAUUGAUAUGGAGACCGGGCAGCUUCAAGUCCUUAUGCCCAUGGAUCGAGAACACAGAGACCUCUAUCUCCUUAAUAUCACUAUCUAUGACUUAGGUAAUCCACAAAAGUCCUCGUGGAGGUUGCUCACCAUCAAUGUGGAGGAUGCUAAUGACAAUAGCCCGAUUUUUCUUCAAGACAGUUACUCAGUUAACAUUCUUGAAAGUUCAAGUAUCGGCACUGAGAUUAUUCAAGUGGAAGCCAGAGACAAAGACUUGGGUUCUAAUGGUGAAGUGACUUACUCAGUCUUGACAGAUACACAGCAGUUUGCCGUCAAUAGCUCCACUGGAAUCGUGUAUGUAGCUGAUCAAUUGGACCGGGAAUCCAAAGCAAACUACUCUUUAAAAAUAGAAGCCAGAGACAAGGCAGAAAGUGGCCAGCAGCUGUUUUCGGUUGUCACCCUGAAGGUUUUCUUGGAUGAUGUCAACGACUGCUCACCGGCUUUCAUUCCCAGUAGCUAUAGUGUGAAGGUUCUUGAAGAUCUCCCCAUUGGCACUGUCAUUGCUUGGCUGGAGACCCAUGACCCAGACCUGGGACUGGGGGGUCAAGUGCGCUAUUCUUUGGUCAAUGAUUAUAAUGGGAGAUUUGAAAUAGAUAGAGCAAGUGGCACCAUCCGCCUGAGCAAAGAGCUCGACUAUGAAAAGCAACAGUUCUAUAACCUCACCGUUCGGGCCAAAGACAAAGGGCGGCCUGUCUCUCUGUCAUCCGUUUCCUUUGUUGAGGUGGAAGUGGUGGACGUCAAUGAAAACCUCCAUACUCCCUAUUUCCCAGACUUUGCUGUUGUCGGAUCUGUAAAAGAGAACUCACGGAUUGGAGCAAGUGUGCUGCAGGUUAUUGCCCAUGAUGAGGACUCCGGGAGGGACGGAGAGAUCCAGUACUCCAUCAGGGAUGGCAGUGGUCUUGGAAGGUUCAACAUAGAUGACGAGAGUGGAGUCAUCUCUACCGCAGACAUUCUUGAUCGAGAGACAACAGGGUCAUACUGGCUGACUGUGUACGCCACAGAUCGGGGCGUUGUUCCACUCUAUUCCACGAUUGAGGUCUACAUUGAAAUUGAAGAUGUGAAUGACAAUGCCCCGCUGACCUCUGAACCUAUUUAUUAUCCUGUUGUCAUGGAAAACUCUCCGAAGGAUGUAUCUGUCAUUCAGAUCCAGGCUGAGGACCCUGACUCUAGUUCCAGUGAAAAACUGACAUACAGGAUUACAAGUGGGAAUCCUCAGAACUUUUUUGCCAUCAACAUCAAAACAGGUCUGAUUACAACAACUUCAAGGAAAUUGGAUCGAGAACAGCAGGCAGAACAUUUUCUGGAGGUGACUGUGACAGAUGGUGGUUUCUCUCCAAAACAGUCAACAAUUUGGGUGGUGGUUCAGGUUUUGGAUGAAAAUGACAACAAGCCCCAGUUCCCAGAGAAGGUCUACCAGAUCAAGCUGCCAGAACGUGACCGGAAGAAGAGGGGAGAACCCAUUUAUAGGGCUUUUGCAUUUGAUAGAGAUGAGGGCCCCAACGCAGAAAUUUCCUACAGUAUCGUGGAUGGGAAUGAUGAUGGAAAGUUCUUCAUUGACCCUAAAACUGGCAUGGUUUCUUCCAGAAAGCAAUUUACAGCAGGGAGUUAUGACAUUCUAACGAUAAAGGCAGUGGACAAUGGGCGCCCUCAGAAGUCCUCCACGGCACGCCUCCACAUUGAAUGGAUUAAGAAACCACCUCCUUCACCUGUACCGUUGACCUUCGAUGAGCCAUUUUAUAACUUUACAGUCAUGGAAAGCGAUAGAGUCACCGAGAUUGUAGGGGUGGUGUCUGUGCAGCCAGCUAACACCCCUCUGUGGUUUGACAUCGUUGGUGGCAAGCAUGCUCGAGAGAUGUUCUAUAUUCUACAGACAGCUUGUGGGCAGAACUGUUCAACAGAAGGGGGCAAUUUUGACAGCUCUUUUGAUGCAGAGAAGGCCAUUGGGACCAUUGUCAUUGCAAAACCUUUGGACGCAGAGCAGAGGUCCAUCUAUAAUAUGAGUGUGGAAGUCACCGAUGGGACAAAUGUUGCUGUCACUCAGGUAUUUAUCAAAGUGCUGGAUAAUAAUGAUAAUGGCCCAGAAUUCUCUCAGCCAAAUUACGAUGUGACAAUUUCCGAGGAUGUGCUUCCAGAUACCGAGAUAUUGCAGAUUGAAGCCACAGACAGAGAUGAGAAGCAUAAGCUAAGCUAUACUGUCCACAGCAGCAUAGAUUCUGUCAGCAUGAGGAAGUUCCGGAUUGACCCCAGCACUGGCGUGCUCUACACAGCCGAGAGGCUGGACCACGAAGCCCAGGACAAGCACAUACUCAACAUAAUGGUCAGAGAUCAGGAGUUUCCUUAUCGAAGAAACUUGGCCCGAGUCAUUGUGAAUGUGGAAGAUGCUAAUGAUCACAGCCCUUAUUUUACCAACCCGCUGUAUGAAGCAUCUGUGUUCGAAUCGGCUGCUUUGGGAUCAGCUGUACUGCAAGUGACGGCUCUGGACAAAGACAAAGGGGAAAAUGCAGAACUCAUAUACACCAUAGAAGCAGGGAACACUGGGAACACAUUUAAGAUAGAACCAGUCCUGGGCAUCAUCACUCUUUCUAAAGAGCCAGACAUGACAACAAUGGGUCAGUUUGUCCUGUCGGUCAAAGUCACGGAUCAGGGUUCCCCGCCGAUGUCUGCCACCGCGAUUGUGCGAAUUUCUGUCACCAUGUCUGAUAAUUCUCACCCCAAGUUCACUCACAAAGACUACCAAGCAGAAGUAAAUGAAAAUGUUGAUAUUGGAACAUCAGUCAUUCUAAUCUCUGCCAUCAGUCAAUCCACCCUCAUUUAUGAAGUCAAAGAUGGAGACGUUGAUGGGAUUUUCACCAUAAAUCCCUAUUCUGGCGUCAUCACCACACGCAAGGCACUGGAUUACGAGCGUACCUCCUCUUAUCAGCUCAUUGUCCAGGCCACGAACAUGGCAGGAAUGGCUUCCAACAUCACAGUCAAUAUUCAGGUUGUUGAUGAAAAUGAUAACGCGCCAGUUUUUCUCUUUUCUCAAUAUUCGGGUAGCCUAAGCGAGGCAGCCCCCAUCAAUAGCAUCGUCAGGAGCUUGCACAACAGCCCUCUGGUGAUUCGAGCCACCGAUGCCGACAGCAAUCGGAAUGCUCUGCUUGUGUAUCAGAUUGUUGAGUCCACGGCCAAGAAGUUCUUCACAGUGGACUCCAGCACAGGUGCGAUCAGAACAAUCGCCAACCUGGACCAUGAAACCAUCUCCCAUUUCCAUUUUCAUGUGCAUGUGAGAGACAGUGGUAGCCCCCAGCUGACGGCAGAGAGUCCCGUUGAAGUCAACAUAGAAGUGACAGAUGUGAAUGACAACCCACCUGUGUUCACUCAGGCUGUGUUUGAGACUGUCUUACUUCUACCUACCUAUGUCGGAGUGGAGGUUCUGAAAGUUAGUGCCAUGGAUCCUGACUCCGAGGUGCCCCCAGAACUGACGUACAGCCUAAUGGAAGGUAGCUUGGAUCAUUUUUUAAUUGACUCAAAUAGUGGAGUGCUCACUAUUAAAAACAACAACCUCUCCAAAGAUCACUACAUGCUGAUAGUUAAGGUGUCUGAUGGAAAGUUCUAUAGUACUUCCAUGGUCACCAUCUUGGUUAAAGAAGCCAUGGACAGUGGCCUCCACUUUACACAAAGCUUUUACUCCACCUCCAUCUUAGAGAACAACACGAACAUAACCAAAGUUGCUAUUGUCAAUGCAGUGGGAAACCGCCUUAAUGAGCCCUUAAAAUACAGCAUCUUAAACCCAGGAAAUAAGUUCAAGAUAAAAUCUACCUCAGGGGUCAUUCAGACCACCGGAGUCCCCUUUGACCGUGAAGAACAAGAGUUAUAUGAGCUGGUUGUGGAAGCCAGCCGAGAGCUAGACCAUCUGCGGGUGGCAAGGGUGGUGGUCAGGGUUAACAUCGAAGACAUAAACGACAAUUCUCCAGUCUUUGUGGGCCUCCCGUACUACGCUGCUGUGCAAGUUGAUGCUGAGCCUGGCACCCUGAUUUACCAAGUGACAGCCAUUGACAAAGACAAAGGUGCAAAUGGAGAAGUGACCUACCUCUUACAGGAUGACUAUGGCCACUUUGAAAUUAACCCAAAUUCAGGGAAAGUUAUUUUAAAAGAAGCUUUCAACUCUGACUUGUCCAACAUUGAGUAUGGAGUCACCAUCCUAGCCAAAGAUGGUGGAAAACCCUCUUUGUCCACAUCCGUGGAACUUCCCAUCACUAUUGUCAACAAAGCAAUGCCUGUGUUUGAUAAGCCUUUUUAUACAGCAUCCAUCAACGAAGACAUCAGCGUCAACACCCCCAUUCUAAGCAUCAACGCCACCAGCCCAGAAGGCCAAGGCAUAAUAUACAUCAUUAUUGAUGGGGAUCUUUAUAAACAAUUUAACAUUGACUUUGACACUGGGGUCCUGAAAGUCGUUAGCCCUUUGGAUUAUGAAAUUACAUCUGUUUACAAGUUGACAGUAAGAGCCAGUGAUGCCCUUACUGGGGCCAGGGCCGAAGUCACCGUUGACUUGCUACUUAAUGAUGUAAAUGACAACCCCCCUAUUUUUGAUCAACCCACGUACAAUACAACAUUAUCAGAAGCUUCUCUCAUUGGGACACCUGUUUUACAAGUUGUCUCUACGGAUGCAGACUCAGAAAACAACAAAAUGGUCCAUUAUCAGAUUGUCCAGGAUACUUACAACAGCACGGAUUAUUUUCACAUAGACAGCGCAAGUGGCUUAAUCCUGACAGCGCGGAUGCUGGACCAUGAGUUAGUGCAACACUGUACUUUGAAAGUCAGAGCCACAGAUAAUGGCUUCCCAUCACUGAGCAGCGAGGUCCUGGUUCAUAUCUACAUCUCGGACGUAAAUGACAACCCUCCAGUCUUUAAUCAGCUCAUUUAUGAGUCAUAUGUGAGUGAAUUAGCCCCCCGAGGCCAUUUUGUAACUUGUGUGCAAGCCUCCGAUGCAGACAGCUCUGAUUUUGACAGGUUGGAAUACGGCAUUUUAUCUGGGAAUGACCGGACGAGCUUUCUGAUGGACAGCAAGAGUGGCGUCAUCACGCUCUCCAACCACCGGAAGCAGCGGAUGGAGCCUCUGUACAGUCUCAAUGUGUCCGUCUCUGAUGGACUGUUCACUAGCACUGCCCAGGUGCAUAUCAGGGUCCUCGGGGCCAACCUGUACAGCCCUGCCUUUUCUCAAAGCACCUACGUAGCUGAGGUGAGAGAGAACACAGCUGCUGGGACAAAGGUAAUUCACGUUCGAGCCACGGAUGGGGAUCCAGGGACAUAUGGGCAGGUCAGCUACGCCAUCAUCAAUGACUUUGCUAAGGAUCGAUUCCUCAUAGAUGGCAAUGGACAGGUCAUCACAACAGAAAGGCUCGACCGGGAAAACCCUCUGGAAGGAGACAUCAGUAUUUUUUUGAGGGCCCUUGAUGGCGGAGGGAGAACAACUUUCUGCACCGUGAGGGUGAUUGUGGUGGAUGAAAAUGACAAUGCCCCCCAGUUCACGACGGUAGAAUACAGAGCCAGCGUCAGGGCAGAUGUUGGACGGGGUCACCUGGUCACUCAGGUUCAAGCCAUGGAUCCAGAUGAUGGAGCGAAUGCAAGGAUUACUUAUUCCCUCUAUAGCGAGGCCUCGGUCUCGGUGGCUGACCUCCUGGAAAUCGAUCCUGACAAUGGCUGGAUGGUCACAAAGGGCCAUUUUAACCAGCUGAAAAACACAGUGCUGUCCUUCUUUGUCAAAGCAGUGGAUGGGGGCAUUCCGGUGAAGCACUCCCUCAUCCCCGUCUACAUCCACGUCUUACCCCCUGAAACAUUCUUGCCGUCCUUCACCCAGUCUCAGUAUUCCUUCACCAUGUCAGAAGAUACAGCCAUUGGGAGCACGGUGGACACCCUGAGGAUUUUGCCCACUCAGAAAGUCAAGUUCAGCACAGUUAAUGGGGAGCGGCUGGAAAAUAACAAAGGAGCUGUCUUCAUCAUAGAACAGGAAACAGGCACCAUCAAGCUGGACAAACGUCUUGACCAUGAAAUCAGCCCAGCUUUCCACUUCAAAGUAGCAGCCACUAUACCCCUGGACAAGGUAGACCUUGUGUUCACGGUGGAUGUAGACAUCAAGGUACUGGAUCUGAAUGACAACAAGCCAGUCUUUGAAACUUCAAGCUAUGAGACGAUCAUCAUGGAAGGGAUGCCUGUGGGCACCAAACUCACACAGGUGAGAGCCAUCGAUAUGGACUGGGGAGCCAAUGGGCAGGUCACCUACUCCCUCCACUCAGAUUCCCAACCUGAAAAGGUGAUGGAAGCGUUCAACAUUGACAGCAACACAGGCUGGAUCAGUACCUUGAGGGACCUGGAUCACGAGACAGACCCCACGUUCACCUUCUCCGUGGUGGCCUCCGACCUCGGGGAGGCCUUCUCUCUUUCUUCCACAGCAUUGGUCUCUGUCAGGGUGACAGAUAUAAAUGACAACGCUCCGGUCUUUGCCCACGAGGUGUACCGAGGGAACGUGAAGGAGAGCGACCCUCCGGGCGAGGUGGUAGCUGUCCUCAGCACAUGGGACAGAGACUCUUCUGACAUCAAUCGACAAGUGAGCUAUCAUAUUACAGGAGGGAACCCCAGAGGAAAGUUUGCCCUGGGCCUGGUGCAGAGCGAAUGGAAGGUCUAUGUGAAGAGACCUCUAGAUAGAGAAGAACAAGACAUUUACUUCCUCAAUAUCACCGCCACUGAUGGGCUCUUUGUCACUCAGGCCAUGGUGGAAGUGACGGUCAGUGAUGUGAAUGACAACAGCCCAGUGUGUGAUCAGGUUGCAUAUACAGCAUUAUUUCCCGAAGACAUUCCAUCAAACAAAAUCAUCCUGAAGGUCAGUGCCAAGGAUGCUGAUAUUGGAUCCAAUGGAGAUAUACGAUACUCACUCUAUGGAUCUGGAAACAAUGAAUUUUUUCUAGAUCCACAAAGUGGUGAGUUAAAAACUUUGGCUCUGUUGGACCGGGAGAGGGUCCCUGCAUACAGCCUCGUCGCCAGGGCCACCGACGGGGGUGGCAGGUUCUGCCAGUCUGACAUCCGUCUGAUCCUGGAGGAUGUGAACGAUAACCCCCCAGUGUUUUCGUCCGACCACUAUAACGCCUGUGUCUAUGAAAACACAGCCACCAAGGCUCUGUUGACCAGAGUUCAAGCAGUAGAUCCCGAUGUCGGCACCAACAGGAAGGUCGUGUACUCCCUGGCCGACUCGGCCGACGGGUUCUUCUCCAUCGACAGCUCGUCUGGCAUCAUCAUCCUGGAGCAGCCGCUGGACCGAGAACAACAGUCCUCCUACAGCAUCAGCGUGCAGGCCACCGACCAGAGCCCCGGCCAGGCCCUGUCCUCUCUGGCCACUGUCACCAUCACCGUCCUGGACAUUAACGACAACCCCCCCGUGUUUGAGAGGAGGGACUACCUGGUGACGGUGCCUGAGGACACCUCCCCUGGCACCCAAGUCCUUGUUGUUUUUGCCACCAGCAAAGACAUAGGCACAAAUGCCGAGAUUACGUACCUCAUCCGGUCUGGAAAUGAGCAAGGGAAAUUUAGGAUCAACCCAAAGACAGGGAGUAUCUCUGUGUCUGAGGUCCUGGACUAUGAAUUAUGCCGAAAGUUUUACCUGGUGGUGGAAGCGAAAGACGGGGGCACCCCCACCCUCAGUGCCAUGGCCACUGUCAACAUCAACCUCACAGAUGUGAAUGACAACCCUCCCGAGUUCAGCCAAGAUGUCUACAGUGCUGUCAUAAGUGAAGACGCCUUGGUCGGGGACUCUGUCAUUUUGCUAAUAGCAGAAGAUGCAGACAGCCAGCCCAAUGGACAGAUUCGAUUUUCCAUUGUGAAUGGAGAUCGAGACAGUGAAUUUGCUGUGGAUCCUGUCUUGGGACUUGUGAAGGUUAAAAAGAAAUUGGACCGGGAACGGGUGUCUGGAUACUCCCUGCUCGUCCAGGCAGUAGACAGCGGCAUUCCUGUGAUGUCUUCAACUGCCACUGUCAACAUUGAUAUUUCUGAUGUAAAUGACAACAGCCCAGUAUUUACACCUGCUAACUAUACCGCUGUGAUUCAGGAAAAUAAGCCAGUAGGCACCAGCAUUUUGCAGCUCGUGGUGACAGACAGAGACUCCUUUCACAACGGGCCUCCCUUCUCCUUCUCUAUUUUGUCGGGAAACGAAGAGGAGGCGUUUGUGUUGGACUCGGAUGGGAUCCUGCGCUCAGCCGUGGUCUUCCGGCACAUGGAGUCUCCAGAGUAUGUGCUGUGUGUCCAGGCAAAAGACUCAGGCAAACCUCAGCAAGUUUCUCACUCCUACAUCCGCGUGCGGGUCAUCGAGGAAAGCAUCCACAAGCCCACAGCCAUCCCCCUGGAAAUUUUCAUUGUCACCAUGGAGGACGACUUUCCUGGUGGGGUCAUUGGGAAGAUCCACGCCACAGAUCAAGACGUGUAUGAUGUCCUCACAUUUGCCCUGAAAUCGGAGCAGAAAAGCUUGUUCAAGGUGAACAGUCAUGAUGGGAAAAUCAUCGCCCUAGGAGGCCUGGACAGCGGGAAGUACAUCCUGAACGUGUCAGUGAGUGAUGGCCGUUUCCAGGUGCCCAUCGACGUGGUCGUGCAUGUGGAGCAGCUGGUGCACGAGAUGCUGCAGAACACCGUCACCAUCCGCUUCGAGAACGUAUCCCCCGAGGACUUUGUGGGGCUGCACAUGCACGGGUUCCGGCGCACCCUGCGGAACGCGGUCCUCACCCAGAAGCAGGACAGCCUGCACAUCAUCAGCAUCCAGCCCGUGGCGGGCACCCGUGAGCUGGACAUGCUGUUCGCGGUGGAGACGCCCAACAGUGAGUUCUACAAGCCGGCCUACCUGAUCCAGAAGCUGUCCAACGCCAGGAGACAUCUGGAGAACGUCGUGCGCAUCUCGGCCCUCCUGGAGAAGAACUGCUCCGGGCUGGACUGCCAGGAGCAGCACUGCAAGCAGGGCUUGUCGCUGGAUUCCCACGCGCUCAUGACCUACAGCACAGCUCGCAUCAGCUUCGUGUGCCCGCGUUUCUAUAGGAACGUGCGCUGCACCUGCAACGGAGGACUGUGCCCAGGGUCCAACGAUCCUUGCAUGGAGAAGCCGUGUCCAGGGGACAUGCAGUGUGUCGGAUACGAAGCCAGCAGGAGACCAUUCCUCUGCCAGUGUCCACCGGGGAAGCUCGGAGAGUGCUCAGGGCACACUUCUCUCAGCUUUGCUGGAAACAGUUACAUCAAAUACCGGCUUUCUGAAAAUAGCAAAGAAGAGGACUUUAAACUGGCCCUGCGUCUGCGAACACUGCAAAGCAAUGGGAUUAUAAUGUACACCAGAGCAAAUCCCUGCAUCAUUCUGAAGAUCGUGGACGGCAAGCUGUGGUUCCAGCUGGACUGCGGCAGCGGCCCCGGAAUCUUGGGCAUCUCGGGCCGCGCUGUCAACGACGGGAGCUGGCACUCGGUCUUCCUGGAGCUCAACCGCAAUUUCACGAGCCUGUCCCUGGACGACAGCUACGUGGAGCGGCGCAGGGCGCCCCUCUACUUCCAGACGCUGAGCACCGAGAGUACCAUCUACUUCGGGGCCCUGGUGCAGGCGGAUAACAUCCGCAGCCUGACCGACACGCGGGUCACGCAGGUGCUGAGCGGCUUCCAGGGCUGCCUGGACUCCGUGGUGCUGAAUAACAACGAACUGCCGCUGCAGAACAAGCGCAGCAGCUUCGCCGAGGUGGUGGGCCUGACCGAGCUGAAGCUGGGCUGCGUGCUCUACCCUGACGCCUGCGAGCGCAGCCCCUGCCAGCACGGAGGCAGCUGCGCCGGACUGCCCUCCGGGGGUUAUCAGUGUACCUGUCUCUCCCAGUUCACCGGGAGAAACUGUGAAUCGGAGAUCACAGCCUGCUUCCCAAACCCCUGCCGGAAUGGAGGCUCCUGUGACCCCAUAGGAAACACUUUCAUCUGCAAUUGCAAAGCUGGGCUCACUGGAGUCACGUGCGAGGAGGACGUGAACGAGUGCGAGCGGGAGGCGUGUGAGAACGGCGGCGCCUGCGUGAACGUGUUUGGCUCCUUCCUCUGCAACUGCACAGCAGGCUACGCGGGGCAGUACUGCGGCCUGCGCCCCGUCGUGGUGCCCAACAUCCAGGCCGGCCACUCCUACGUGGGGAAGGAGGAGCUCAUCGGCAUCGCCGUGGUCCUCUGCGUCAUCUUCGUCCUCAUCAUCCUCUUCAUCGUCUUCCGCAAGAAGGUCUUCCGCAAGAACUACUCCCGCAACAACAUCACGCUGGUGCAGGACCCUGCUACGGCCGCCCUGCUCAACAAGAGCAACGGCAUUCCAUUCCGGAACCUGCGGGGCGGCGGGGACAGCCGCAACGUCUACCAGGAGGUGGGGCCCCCGCAGGUCCCCGUGCGCCCCAUGGCCUACACCCCAUGCUUCCAGAGCGACUCCAGGAGCAACCUGGACAAGAUCGUGGACGGGCUGGGCGGCGAGCCCCAGGAGAUGACUACAUUUCACCCCGAGUCACCGCGCAUCCUGACGGCCAGGCGGGGUGUGGUCGUGUGCAGUGUGGCCCCCAACCUCCCUGCCGUGUCCCCCUGCCGUUCUGACUGCGAUUCCAUCCGGAAGAAUGGCUGGGAUGCCGGAACCGAAAACAAAGGGGUUGAUGACCCAGGAGAAGUGACCUGCUUUGCAGGCAGUAAUAAAGGCAGCAACUCAGAAGUUCAAUCCCUGAGCUCCUUCCAGUCAGAUUCUGGUGACGACAAUGCAUCCAUAGUGACUGUCAUUCAGCUUGUCAACAAUGUAGUUGACACUAUAGAGAAUGAAGUGUCUGUCACGGAUCAAGGACAGAACUACAACCGAGCCUAUCACUGGGACACCUCUGACUGGAUGCCGGGGGCCCGCCUGUCGGACAUAGAAGAGGUACCCAACUACGAGAACCAGGAGGGAGGCUCCGCGCACCAGGGCAGCACGCGGGAGCUGGAGAGCGAUUACUACCUGGGCGGCUACGACAUCGACAGCGAGUACCCACCCCCCCACGAAGAGGAGUUCUUGAGUCAGGACCAGCUGCCCCCACCCCUGCCAGAGGACUUCCCGGACCAGUACGAGGCCCUGCCUCCCUCCCAGCCGGUCUCACUGGCCAGCACGCUGAGCCCAGACUGCAGGAGAAGGCCCCAGUUCCAUCCCAGCCAGUACCUCCCUCCCCACCCCUUCCCCAACGAAACGGAUUUGGUGGGCCCUCCCGCCACCUGUGAAUUCAGUACUUUUGCCGUGAGCAUGAACCAGGGCACAGAGACAGCAGCGGGCCCAGCAGACAGUGUGUCUCUCUCCUUGCACAAUUCCAGAGGCACCUCGUCCUCGGAUGUGUCAGCCAGCUGCGGCUUCGACGACUCCGAAGUAGCCAUGAGUGACUAUGAGAGCGUCGGGGAGCUCAGCCUCGCCAGCCUUCACAUUCCCUUUAUGGAGACCCAGCACCAGACCCAAGUGUAGAGGAUGCGCUCGGGUGAUGCGCGCGGUUUGUUACAGAA